Molecule: messenger RNA, 699 nt
Organism: Quercus robur (English oak)
Lineage: Eukaryota; Viridiplantae; Streptophyta; Magnoliopsida; Fagales; Fagaceae
Product: EPIDERMAL PATTERNING FACTOR-like protein 3
Exons: 3
Coding region: 39-428 (129 amino acids)
Biological process (GO): guard cell differentiation; stomatal complex development
Source: RefSeq, a predicted model, not a curated record
UGCUAUCAUAAUCACCAUCAUCACUUGAACAUUGCAGAAUGAAGAGAAGGUUUUGUUGUUUUAUUAUAGCUCUGCAAAUAGUGAGCUGGGCUUCUGCAACAAGCAGGCCUUUUCCACCAAAUGAUAGUCUUGGUGCUCCUCAAUCAGGGCCAGACCAGGGCUCUGAUUCUUCAAAUGUUUCCUUGGACAAAGAAGAGGGUCUCAAAAGCAUGAAAGGAGAGGAAAAUACGAGCAAAGAAGCAAUGUACAAAACAAGCAAUAUAGGGUCAGCUCCACCAAGCUGUGAGCACAAGUGUUAUGGGUGCAUUCCAUGUGAAGCCAUUCAAGUACCCACCACCUUUAGACACAGCCAUGUGGGUAUCCAAUAUGCAAACUAUGAGCCUGAGGGUUGGAAAUGCAAAUGUGGUCCUUUCUUAUACAGUCCAUAAAGGCUUGAAGAAUACCAUUAGACAUUUGACUACAACAGCUCUCAUUUCUCUGCAUGUACUAAAUAUGUUUUCUCAUUGUACAAAAGCCAAAUUCAAAUUGGCUCCCAAAAAAAAAUUUGUUCGGAUUAUGUUCAUGAUUGAAGUAGGAAAAGAGAAAGUUUUGACCAAGGAAAUGCCUUUUGCUAUAUAUUAUUGUGAACCGGAAUAGUUGGAUAACCCUUUUAUUUGGAAUGCGAAUUUUUAAGUAAUUACAAGUCAUGGUAGAGGUCAA